Molecule: messenger RNA, 1122 nt
Organism: Ipomoea triloba (trilobed morning glory)
Lineage: Eukaryota; Viridiplantae; Streptophyta; Magnoliopsida; Solanales; Convolvulaceae
Exons: 4
Coding region: 90-806 (238 amino acids)
Source: RefSeq, a predicted model, not a curated record
GGCAGUGAGAAAUCAGAAAUCCCUAAGCUCAAAGUUGUCGGGUUGAAAAUCGGAGCAGCUGAAAUCGGAUCUCCGUAUACUGUGUCGGAAUGAGCUUGACUCUCUUGCAGAGCUACUCCUCCGCCGAGGAAGAAGAAGACGACGCCGGAGAAGGAGAACAGCAACCCGGCUACGAUAGGUCGGAGGACGAAGACGAUGACGACGAAGACGGCGUUCCUCAGAAUCGAUACAAGCCUCUUUUCAACCCUAACCCUUCUUCGUCUUCCUCCCUCCCCUCUGCUCUCGACGCCUUUUCCGAAGUUUCGGGACCGCCGGAGUUCCUAAACAACAGUGUUCAGGAAGCUGCUAAUGACGCCGACAACCAGCAGCGCUGGCGGCACGGCCGCCGUAAGAACAACAGGGAUAAGAAAGAUUUACCUUCUGGUGCUGUAGUUGAGGCUAAGGCUCAGUUAACUGGGAUCCAUGAAAGAGUUAGAAGUGAUGUAGAGGGUACCAUGCCCAAGACAUCCACAGGGCAAAGGAGCGUUUCUUCGGCCACUGCACAAGGAGGCAAAAGUUCAGAAGAUGCUGCAGAUCUUAUGAGGAUAUGCUUGACUUGUGGGAUCCCUAAGACAUACUCACAUUCGAGAGGAAUAGUUUGCCCCAUGUGCGGUGAUCGCACUGCUACAGACGCAAAUACAGAGGCGGGGAAGAAAAAAGGGUCAACCAUAAAAGACAAGGAGAAGAGUAAGAGGAUGAAGGGUCAAUCAUCGCAUGCUUCAUGGAAGAGCGAGACAGAGAUGGCCCUGCGCCAGCAGUUUGAUUAGGUUUACGUUUUGCAGUUUGAUGUAGAUUCCCGAGGUGGCGACUACAAGAACUUAGUUAAGCAAUCAAGCCACAUGUACAGGUCAAAUUUGAUGAUUUGGAACAUUGUCUUAUGAUCCUAUGGGGUACUAUUUUCAUUGUGAGUUAACAUCCUCAGAACCAGUUCCAUUGUUAUAUUUACUUUUUUUUUUCUUCAAUUUAUUACCUAUUUUAGGAUAGUAUUGUGAUUUUGGUAAUGAGAAUUGUUCUGACAUUACAAGGACAUGUAUUCCUGCAAUCCUCUGUUUGGUAAUGAGAAUUCGAUAUGCAUUGGAUAAA